This is a messenger RNA of Xenopus tropicalis (tropical clawed frog), 2963 nucleotides long. It is a transcript of the gene tbl3, whose product is annotated as transducin (beta)-like 3. Gene Ontology annotation, cellular component: small-subunit processome; nucleolus. The record is from RefSeq and is marked provisional. NCBI's taxonomy places the organism in Eukaryota, Metazoa, Chordata, Amphibia, Anura, Pipidae. Gene Ontology annotation, biological process: rRNA processing.
CGACAGGGAGGCGGACGGGAUAGAUGAACAUGGCGGCUCCCUCAAUAAAGUUCAAGACCAACUACGCCGUGACAAGGAAAAUCGAAGCUUUCUACAAAGGGGGAAAAGUUCAGAUAAACAGCGAUGGAACCUAUAUUCUUUGUACAUGUGGGAAUAAGCUCAAUAUACUGGACAUUGCCACUGGGGCUGUUACUUACACCAUCGAGCAGGAUGACCAAGAAGAUAUAACCUCAUUUGCGCUCAGUCCUGAUGAUGAGAUUCUGGUCACGGGCAGUCGGGCAUUGUUGCUAAAGCAGUGGGACUGGAAGCAGGGAACAUGCUCUCGGACCUGGAAAGCCAUUCACACUGCGCCAGUCGCCACAAUGACCUUCGACCCCACCUCUACACUAUUGGCCACAGGAGGUUGUGACAGCACCAUAAAGAUCUGGGAUGUGAUCAAGCAAUACUGCACCCACAACCUGAAGGGCUCCUCUGGGGUCGUCCACUUGGUGCAGUUUCAUCCCGAUAUGUCCCGGCUGCAGCUCUUCUCUUCCUCCAUGGACUACAAGAUUCGCCUUUGGGAUCUGAAAACCAGCAAGUGCCUCUGCGUAAUGGAAACACAUUUCAGUGCUGUGACUUCACUUUGCUUUUCCCCUGAUGGGAACACAAUGAUCAGCUCGGGGCGAGAUAAAAUUUGCACCAUGUGGGAUCUAGAGACCAAGAGCCCAAAGAGGACAGUACCUGUGUAUGAGAGUGUAGAGGCCGUGGUCCUCUUUCCUGAUUCUUCUGACAUUAUCUGUCAAGAAAAUGACUCGCAGUCCCUGCUGUUCCUCACAGCUGGCAGUAAAGGCAUACUGCGUGUGUGGGAUGCCGCUACUGCUGUCUGUGUCUAUGGCCAGACUCUGCCGCACAUAGCCGAGGGCAACUCCACGGAGGAGGAGGCUAAUGAGCAUAGCCUGACCCACUGCCUACUCAUCCCUGGUCAGCACCAGGUGGCCACAAUCACUGCUGAACACAACAUCCUGAUGUACGACCUUCAGAACCUCCAGCUAAAGAAGCAGUUUGCAGGAUAUAAUGAUGAGGUUCUAGAUGUGAAGUUCCUGGGUCCUUCCGACUCUCAUAUUGUGGUGGCCACCAACAGCCCCCAACUGAAAGUGUUUGAUUUGGAAACUUCCAAUUGCCAGAUACUCUAUGGGCAUACUGAGACUGUGCUUGCCUUGGAUGUCUUUAAGAAGGGCCUCCUAUUUGCCAGCUGUGCCAAGGACAGGACCAUACGGGUUUGGCGGAUGAAGAAGGCCACAGGGAAGGUGACAUGUGUGGCACAGGGCAGUGGGCAUACCAACGGAGUGGGGACAAUCUCAUGUUCAAGAAUGAAGGAGGCUUUUCUAGUGAGCGGCAGCCAGGACUACACCAUCAAGCUCUGGAAGCUCCCAGAAUCCUUAGCUAACAAACAGAGUAAAGGCAAUUCAGGAGACCUGGAGACAUUGCUUGCCUGCGCCACCGAGAAGGCACAUGAUAAGGAUAUAAACAGCGUCACCGUAUCACCCAAUGACAAGCUGAUCGCUUCAGGAUCUCAGGACAAGACAGCCAAACUGUGGUUGGCCACAGACCUCUCUCUCCUGGGAGUCUUUCGGGGCCACAAGAGGGGCAUUUGGUGUGUGCAGUUCUCAAAUGUCGACCAGGUCUUGGCCUCCACCUCCGCUGAUGGGACACUGAAACUGUGGGGCUUGCAGGACUUCAGCUGCCUGAAGACAUUUGAGGGUCACGAUGCUUCAGUGCUGAAGGUGGUCUUUGUUAGUCGUGGGGCUCAGCUUCUCACCAGUGGCUCGGACGGCCUGCUGAAGCUCUGGACCAUAAAAACCAAUGAGUGCGUGAAGACCCUGGACACCCAUGAAGACAAAGUCUGGGGGCUACACUGCAACAGGGAGGAUGACGCUCUGGUGACCGGAUCUGCUGACUCGGCCAUUAUCCUUUGGAAGGAUGUCACUGAGACAGAGCUGGCUGAAGAGCAGGCAAAGGAAGACGAGGCCAUCCUAAAGCAACAAGAGCUGUCAAACUUGCUGCAUGAGAAGCGGUUCCUGAAGGCGCUGGGACUGGCCAUCUCGUUAGACCAACCUCAUACUGUACUCACUGUCGUCAAAGCAAUCCUACAGGAACCUCACGGAAAGGACGAUCUGGAAAAAAACAUUGAGAGGUUGCGCCAGGAUCAGAAAGAGUCCAUACUGCGCUACUGCUGUGUCUGGAACACAAACUCGCGCAACUGCCACGAGGCCCAGUCCGUGCUGAGCAUCAUUCUUACCCACGAGCCCCCAGAGAGUCUCCUUCAGUUCAGCGGGAUCCGAGGCUCCUUGGAGUCCCUCAUACCUUAUACAGAGCGACACAUGCAGCGGAUGGGCAGGCUGCUCCAGGCCUCCAUGUUUGUUGACUUUAUGUGGCAGCACAUGCGACUGACAGAUUUGCCAGAAGAAGACAAGGCACCGGGAUCCAUUGCUACAAAGUCUGCUCCUGUAGCGGAAAAGAACAAGAUCCCCUCAGUGCAGGGCUGAGCCCUGGGAACCCCCAACACACUGCACAAAGUUUCUAACUGUGCCCCCAGGCUUCCAGCAACAGGCGGGACCCUCGGCUGCUGGGUCACAUGAUGCCCAAGGAUCCCGAGCAGCCUGUUACAGACAUUCUGGUUGGUUUGGUUCCAGUAUGCACAGCCUGCAGCUAACCUGUUGGUGAUUACUGAAUGGGAACUGUUAAUAGGAAGAUGGAUAUUGCCAUUCCUGCAGCCGGCAUGGUGGUCUGACCCAGACCCGGAGACAAACCAGCCCGGCAUUAACUGUAUCAUAUAGAAUGAGCCUCCGGCUGCUCAUAUAAAGCAGGAACUGUAUGACCUGCGUUUGCGAGACCGUACCACCCUGCCGUGCCUUCACACCUAACCGUGCAAUAUAAGUGGUACAUCUUUUUUUUAGGGAUUUAAUAAAAUUUUCCCUAAUUUC